CCGUCAUUCUCCAGCCCACACAGACACAGUAAGAGAGGCAGCCAGCGACCAAUACGGUGCGCCGGAGGAGGAUUUCUGCCAGUGAUUUGAGACGAGCUCCAGUACGCUGAGGGGAUUUACUACGCCAAUCCGAGCCGGGGACUCUUUUGCUUAAAGGUGAGAGACAAGAAAAGGACAAUAAAUUCAAAGCAGCCAGUUUGAUUGCACCAUCUGACGCAGGGAUUCUUGCUGGUUGUUUUGUCUGAUCGAGAUCGAAGUGUUUGUAUAUUACUACUACUAUUGCUGCUGCUGCCUGACUUGAAGAAGGUAAGAAGAAUGAUGCUAUUUGCCCCAGGAACAGCACUUUAGCUGGUAAUGAGCGUUGGUAUGGAAAAUGGUAUGCACAUUGCUACUUGCAGCUUUAGCACGCCAUGUCUCUUCCGCGCACACUUGGGGAGCUGCAGCUCUAUCGGGUCCUGCAAAGGGCCAACCUGCUAGCCUAUUAUGAAACCUUCAUCCAGCAGGGCGGCGAUGACGUGCAGCAGCUCUGUGAAGCGGCCGAAGACGAGUUUCUGGAGAUUAUGGCCCUAGUCGGCAUGGCCACCAAGCCGCUGCACGUACGCAGGCUGCAGAAGGCCCUGCGAGACUGGGCGGCGAACCCGACACUUUUCAGCCAGCCGGUCUCCAGUGUACCAUCCAUCGGUGGAAUCCCGCUGUUUAAAGUUGACGGCACAGGUCCAGGUGGGUCCGCAGGUGGACCCAGGAGGUCUGUGAGCAACGGGCAGCCAGGGUCACCUUGUGAACGGGAGGAUAGGGUGUGUCUUACUCCCAUGCACAGUGGAAGCCCUCGAAGCCCCUGCUCUCAGGCCUCCCCCCAGCCCCCAGACACACACUACCGGGAAAAACUGUCCCCCAUGGACCCACACUGGCUUAGCCCAGAGCCUGAUGGCAACUGUACACCAUCCGGAAUGGAAGAGGAGCCGCCUAGCCCACCUCACCUACCCGUACGUCCCCCUGUUGCCUCCACGUCACCAAGUUCCUCCUCCUCUUCUGCCCCCACUGCUCUGUCAGCCUGGCCUGGAGGACAACUGGACGGGGAGACAGCUCAGUCUGUGGCAGAAAGCGUGGAAAGACUCCUUAGGACUCUGCCUCGCUCAGACCCCGCAGAGGUGAAGAGCCUGCUGAGGAUAAACAAGAAGAUAGCAAAGACUGUGGGCCACAUCUUUAAAAUGGGCUCCCAGGAUGUCAACAAGGAAGAGGAAAUCCGCAAGUACAGCCUCAUCUAUGGACGCUUCGACUCCAAACGGAGAGAAGGCAAGCAACUCACACAGCAUGAGCUGAUCAUCAACGAGGCUGCAGCACAGUUCUGUAUGCGGGACAACGCCCUUCUACUGAGACGAGUGGAACUCUUUUCUUUGGCUCGGCAGGUAGCAAGGAAAUGCGCCUACACGUCCACUCUGAAGCAUGCAAGGCCAAACAUGGAGGAUAACAGUGUACUUCCCCAGAAGAGAGCAAAGCUUGAGGUGUCUGUGGCUGAGAACACGUCGUCACUCCUGGGAGUGGAGGGCGUUGAGGCUUUGCAUCAGAGGGCAGAUGAUGACAGCUUGUCUGCGGAAAGUCCAGACAGUGUGUCUCAUGACGUGGUGUCACAAUGCAACCAGUCGCCGUCGCCAUGCCCCCCCGCUGACAACUCCAACCCAAGCACCUGGAGUCGCCACCUCAUGCAACAAACGCUCAUGGACGAAGGGCUGCGGUUGGCUCGCAUGGUGUCACAUGAUCGGGCCGGCAAGGUCAAAUUAGGGUCAGAGGGAACUCACUCCACAGAGCAUGACAUUAAAAUUCAGCGGCGGAGCUCGAUCACAGUGUGCCGGAGCAGCAGCCCAAACGUCACCAAAGACAAUUACAACCACAGAGGGAAGUAAAGAAGAAAAAAAAAUAUUCCAAUCCAUAUCACAAGGGACCUGGGCUUCGCUGUCAUCAACAGCGUCCACUGAAGAUACAGUUACAUUCAUUUAUUUUGGGACAGCACGGUGGAGAAUGUGCUUAGCACAUCUGCCUUCACAGACAGCAGCCAGGUGGCUCUGGGUUUGAAUCUCUGCCCGUGCUUGCGUGGGUUUCCCUCCCACAGUCCAAAACAUGCAUGUUAGAUUAAUUGGAGACUGUAAAUGGUCUAUAGGUGUGAAUGUGAGUGUGAAUGCUCGUUUGUCUAUUAGGGGUGUCACGAUACACUCAGCUCAUGAGACGAGUCCAUACACGAUAUUGUGGUUUCACGAGAACGAGACGAGCCGAUAUUAUGACAUUACCUUUAAGAAAACAACAAUGAUAAAAUAUAGGACUGGACAAGCAGACUUUUAUUUAGUCACAAAACAAUACAGGUGCAUUUUGAAAUGGUUUAUAACUUUGCAUGCAUGACCUAAGCAUGAUGCUUUGACUUGUAGAACUUUUUUCCACAAAUUGAAACGAAAACGAAAAAUGAUAAAAGUUAAAUAAAAUAAUGAUGGCAGUUCUAACUGCUACUACUAAUCAUUUAUGUGGAUGUUUAGAUGUAAAGACACAUGUAAAAUAGAUUGCAGAUUGCAGUAGAUUAGAUUCAUGUUUACGCUAAAAGAACUACAGUUCCCAUGAUGAAGUAUGACGCUCCCAGGAAGUAGUGAGUUUCCGAAGGUAUCACGUCUUAUGCAGCACCCGUGUUUUGAUCUGACAAAUCCCAAGUAAGUUUGAUCCAAUGUAGAAUUACUAUAGCUUCUGCUUGGACAGCUGUUGAACUCUUAUGAAAAGCCACACGUCGCGAGGGAGUGACGAUGGGAACACUGAGGUAGGUUGGAUUGCAGGGUUUAUAGUGCGCGUAAAGCGCUUAAUGUUCGGUUCCAAUCCUCCCUCACGCACUGCCACUUCCAUAUUACGUGUAUUAUCAUUCACGGUAGCGAUGUCAUAGUUCACAGUCUGAUAGACUUCUUGUUCCCAGGAGACAGCUUUUUGCUAAACGAGAAAUAUCAUCACGUUUCAGUCUCGCAUGAGAUCUCGCGACCCUCGCAUUGUCAAUAUGUGCCCUGUGAUUGACUUGCAACCAGUCCAAGGUGUACCCCCCUCCUCUUGCUUGUGAACCUGAACAGGACAAGCAGUAAAAAAUAAAUGAAUGAAUACAUUGUUUUGAGCAAUGUUUUGUGUUACAGGUGCUACCUGCUUGAUUGAGGCUGCACAAGGGGGGCACUACAUGUUUGGAAAUGAACCAUUUUAAAUGACUAGGUGGAAGUAUGGUUAACAUUAUUGACGUUUUCAAGCAUGUAAAACUGCUCAGCACAUCAUUUUUGGGAAACUGUAACAUUUUGUCACUAUUUGAGAUGUGUUUUAUACACCCAAAAAUAUAAAAAAGAGCCUAUGAAAAGUUGUGAAGGCAUUUUAGAAUUAACGUCUCUUCUUUUUUGCUAUUACAGCAAUCCCUUAUUUAUAUGAUAUGUGAUGCAUCUGUCGUACUGUAGGCAUUCAUCUUGAUUUUUUGAAAAAGAUGAAAACGGAUUGUUUUUUUUACAGUUAUCCUUUUUUGUAAUCCGAGUAAGAACUUUGCCUUUUGGGGGGUUGAAAUCGGGUUGUACAACAAGCUGCAGAGUUUUGGCACAGAUGGUCUUCUCUUUCAUCUGUAUUUGCUUUAUAGCUUGUGCCAAAUACGCAUCAUCAUAACCGAAUGUUCACGUCACUAAAGCUAAAGUAGGACUCACAGUAAACUGACUGUUGUGUUUUUCUGUAUAUUUCGAAGAAAACUGUGCCCAUCUUGUCAUCCAGUCAGUCUGGCUGCUUAGGGGAAUCAGACAAAAAACAUACAAAAGCAAAUGUUUAUUUCCGUGACAUCCAGUUGCAUUAAAGUAUUUGUCUUUGCUAAUAGUCAAAAUUCACCAUUAACAAUGGUCAUACUUAAAGUACAACAAAACGUCUUGACACCUCCCUGCCACCCUCCAGAGUUUAUUCAAUUGAAAACAGAUUAUUUAUUUUGUUAA
Messenger RNA from Dunckerocampus dactyliophorus (ringed pipefish), 3971 nucleotides. It is a transcript of the gene nab2, whose product is annotated as NGFI-A binding protein 2 (EGR1 binding protein 2). Gene Ontology annotation, molecular function: transcription coregulator activity; transcription factor binding. Bases 411 to 1901 code for a protein of 496 amino acids. Gene Ontology annotation, biological process: negative regulation of DNA-templated transcription. Lineage: Eukaryota; Metazoa; Chordata; Actinopteri; Syngnathiformes; Syngnathidae. The record is from RefSeq and is a predicted model, not a curated record. The transcript has 7 exons. Gene Ontology annotation, cellular component: nucleus.